ACUAGCUUAUCUCCGUUUAGCUAAGCUAACAUAACUGUAUAGUAUAAAGCAGCUUCAUUGUGUGCCAGCUGAAGCAUAGCCACGGUGAGCUCCGGGGCUGUAAACGGAGUGAGUGCGCGAGCCACUUCAGUCAGCCAGCGUUCGUUACCGCGUAGCUAACUCCGAGGAGCGCCGCGCCAAGCAGCGCUCCGGUGUUACGCCAAGUUAACGGUGUGAGCGAAGUAGCCCUCGGUUAGCUCAGGGUGGCAGCCAGCGGCGUGUUAAAGCCCCCCUCCACAGACUCCAGCCCUCCGCUGGCACUUAACACACAGCCACACGCAACCCAAACUUAAAGCGGCGCGAGGCUGCCGGAGCAGCGCCCUCUCCGGUCCUUCAACACGGGACUACCUGCGCCCAUUUCUUCACGUUUGUGCCCGUUUUUUUUUUUUUUUUUUUUAAACGGCGAGCUUCAUCACCCGGGAGCGUCUGCGCCGACUCGCCCCGCCGCCGAGCAGCCCGAUAAGAUGGGAGCCUGCUGUUGGCAGGGCGGGAGUCCAGAUGGGUGAACUUGAAGGUACUACCGAGACCAUUUUUGGGGCUGCUGCUUGAGGACAGUGGGGGCUCUCUAAUGAUCCCGCCGUUCAUCCAAUGAACCCCCUUAACUCCAUGAAACCCUCCCUUCCUCCCACUCCACAAAGCACUGACGGCCCCUUCCUAAAUGAGCCAGUCUCCUGGCAACCAGGCACCAAUCAACACCCGAGAUCUCUCUCUGUAGUAACCACAGUGUGGGGCGUGACCAAUCCCACACACAGCCAGGUGUUUGGCGCACCCAUGGGCCCCGGCGAGAGUUCUGGUGGUCACAUAAUGCCCGUUGGCAGCCCAGGGAUGGGCGGCAGCAUGGGCUCCCAGUUUAUGGGCCAGCAGUCGUACGGGGAUGGUGUGUCUAAAGGCUACGGCCAGCCAGUCAUGUAUGGACGCCCCAGCACCGCCUACAACCCGGCACCAGCAUACGGAGGAAGUUACUCUGGCAACGGUGGAGGCUCCGGCCUGGGCGUCCGCGCUCCCUCAGACUUCACUCAGGCUGCCGCUGCGGCCGUCGCUGCAGCCGCCGCCACAGCCACCGCCACGGCCACGGCCACUGUUGCAGCAAUACAGGAAAAGCAGAACCAGGAGCUGAGCUACAGUCAGAUGGGUGGAGCAUCCCCUUACAGCAACCAGUUCCUGUCUCACUCAGGGCCCCGUGGCCCCCCAGGAAUGAACCACGGCGGGAUGGUCCCCCUGAGGCCCGGACUGCCACCUUCCACGGGCGGCUUGUAUCCCUCUCACCCCGCGCAGGCUCAGAGGAUGCCCCAACACGGCAGCUUCUCGGGCGGACAGCAAGGCCUUAAACGGCCUUUCCACUCAGAGGGUUUCCCAGGGCAACAGUACGGGUCCGGAGGGAUGUCUGGGUAUUCUAACCAGCCUCUGCAAUACCCCUCUGGUCCUCAGCAGAGAUGCGCACCGUCGCCCUCUUACCCCUCCGGUCGGAUGCCUCACAUGGGACCGUACACGGCUGUAAACCACAAUCCAGCGCAGUUCCCUCCUGGUGCUGGCCAGACCAAUCCUUCUCAGUUUUAUAAGUCAGAGCCUUUCAACGGCCAGGGCAGUCUACCUUCUGGAGCAGCAGGGGGAUACAAUGCCUUCACACAGGCUGCAGUUAACGGGCCAGGUCGAGGUGCAGUGAUCCCUGGAUACCCCACCUCACCGAUGGGAGGGAAUCCCACCCCGCCGAUGACGCCAGGGAGCUCCAUACCCCCCUACCUUUCCCCAGGCCAGGACACCAAGCCGCCCUACCUUCCGCUGGACUCCAAAGCCAACAUUAGCACCCAGCAGCCCUCUACGGGUAAUCCAAGCGAUGACCUGCGCCUGACGUUCCCGGUGCGAGACGGUGUCGUGUUGGAGCCGUUCCGACUGGAGCACAAUCUUGCUGUCAGUAACCACGCGUUCCAGCUCCGAGAUUCUGUCUACAAAACACUGGUGAUGAGACCCGACCUGGAGCUGCAGUUCAAAUGUUACCACCAUGAAGACAGGCAGAUGAACACUAACUGGCCGGCCUCUGUGCAGGUCAGCGUUAAUGCAACUCCACUGUCCAUUGAGAGAGGCGACAACAAAACCUCUCACAAGCCCCUGUACCUAAAGCAAGUGUGUCAACCGGGACGCAACACGGUGCAGAUCACUGUCACGGCAUGCUGCUGUUCCCACCUGUUUGUGCUGCAGUUAGUGCACCGGCCGUCUGUCAGGUCUGUCCUGCAGGGCCUGAUGAAGAAGAGGCUGCUGCCGGCCGAGCACUGCAUCACCAAGAUAAAGCGAAACUUCAGCAGCGGCACCAUCCCCGGGACGCCCGGUCUCAACGGAGAGGACGGAGUGGAGCAGACGGCGAUCAAAGUUUCCCUCAAAUGUCCAAUCACGUUCAGACGAAUCCAGCUGCCAGCAAGAGGCCACGACUGCAGGCACAUACAGUGCUUUGACCUGGAGUCUUAUUUGCAACUGAACUGUGAAAGAGGGACGUGGAGGUGUCCUGUGUGCAAUAAAACGGCUUUGCUCGAAGGUCUGGAGGUCGACCAGUACAUGCUCGGCAUUCUGGUCUACAUACAGAGUUCGGAUUAUGAGGAGAUCACCAUAGACCCGGUGUGCGGCUGGAGGCCGGUGCCAAUCAAACCUGACCUCCACAUAAAGGAGGAGCCCGACGGCCCGGUCCUGAAACGCUGCCGCACAGUCAGUCCGAGUCACAUGGUCCUGCCGAACGUGAUGGAAAUGAUCGCCGCCCUGGGGCCCGCGUCGUCCCCGUACCAGAGUCUGAAUCCAGGGGGCAGGAACACCCCCGACUACAGCCGGCCAGGAAGCCAGGGAUUCUCCGGCCAAACAGGAUUCACAGACUUCCCCAACACUCCUGGGACCCCGACGCUCGGAGAGUACACCUCCUCCGGACCACCAGGCCCCCUCCCCUACCAGUCUGAGCAGGCGGCCCACUCUGGAGGAAUCGAACACUCGCACAGCAUCCUGCAGCAGCACGUAUCAGGAGUGCGUAACAGCCAGAGUCUAGGCGAGGCCGGCAGCCCGCUAGCACAGAGGAGCUCAGCUACACAGAACCCGCGGCUGCAGGGAGAAGGCGCCUUCGGCCUGGGCGCUCCAGCAGGGGAGGGGGCCGAUCACGCUCUCGAUCUUCUUCCUGAGCUGACCAACCCCGACGAGCUGCUGUCAUACCUGGGACCCCCCGACCUGCCGAACAACAACAACGACGACCUGCUGGCGCUGUUCGAGAACAACUGAGCUGCGUUGGGCGGGAGCCAUCAGCUGAAGAGGGCGGCCAGCCCCUGUGUGUGCAUACCAGUGUUUCUGUUUGUCUUUUGUCUUUAAGUGUCCUACUGUACUCUGAAGUCCUUUCAGUGCAGUGUAGAGGUGCAUGAAGGAACGUGGUGAGUGAAGAAGAAAGCGCCUAGCAGGCACUGACUUCACGGGCCAGCAUUUCAAACACAAGCACAAGCCUCAGACUGGAGGGGGG
Fundulus heteroclitus (mummichog) is the source of this 3520-nucleotide messenger RNA. RefSeq names its product zinc finger, MIZ-type containing 2 (gene zmiz2). Gene Ontology annotation, biological process: protein sumoylation; regulation of transcription by RNA polymerase II. Gene Ontology annotation, molecular function: SUMO ligase activity; zinc ion binding. The record is from RefSeq and is a predicted model, not a curated record. The transcript is spliced from 21 exons. NCBI's taxonomy places the organism in Eukaryota, Metazoa, Chordata, Actinopteri, Cyprinodontiformes, Fundulidae. The coding region runs from base 628 to 3288 and encodes 886 amino acids.